UACAGAUUAGUCAAAUGCGAUGCAAUAUGGCCAAUUACACCUGCUUAUACGCGGUACACAGAUCGUAACUGCUAUCCACAAUUGGUAUUACGCAAAUCCAAAUACUUAAUUGAUAUUUGUUCUUUGUCUCCAAACGAUCGCAAUGUGAUUGAUUUUGGACUCAUUUGAAUGAAAGGCUUUCACAAAUUGGCCUAGAAUUAAGCUUUAUUUUACUUCGCAUAUAUGAAGUGACUAGAAAUAUCUAAGGUCACUUUUUGACAAAUUGAAGCUUAUUGAUGAAAUGAGUUCAGACACUAUUAAAAAUUACGAGUCUGGAAUUCCGUUAGCCGAAGACGAAUUCAGCGACUUAGACGAAGGAUGUGAUCCUUUCUUGUUCUCGAAGGACGGACCGGAUGGGACAUUCUGCCAAUUAAGCGACACAAAUAACAAUGAAGAUGACACGGAAGGAGGGUUUUCAUCGAGCACAGAGAACGAAAAUGAUUGUAAGGUUCUUGUCAUUGGCGCGACUAACUCAGGAAAAACUUCCCUUAUUGAGAACUUCCUCACUGGCAAAAACUCCGAAAACUCUAGGACCACAUUAUGCAUAGACAUCAGCAAAGCCACAAUACCUUCACCCUCUUCAGAUAUAACUGAUGAUGUCACAGGAAAGGUCACUGAAGGUCAAAGCACUCCAGUGACUUUUCAAAUUUAUGACAUGGCGGGAAUGCGAAAAUUUCAAUCUCAUAAUUCUUCCUAUUAUUCAAACGUAUUUGCAGCACUUUUUGUUUUUGACGCCACUUGCAAAAUUUCUUUGAAUUACACAAUAAAUUGGCUCGGAGACUAUUCGAAUUACUGCAGACGUGUAAAUUCGGGACCUGCACUCAAAGUGCUUAUCUGCAAUAAAUGCGACCUGCCCAACCCGGCGAUGAGUCGCGAAGAACUGACUGAGUUCGCCCAGAAGAGUGGAAUGACGUCAUGCUUUGAGUGCUCGGCAAAAUCGGGGCGGAAUGUGGACACAAUAUUUGCACACAUAGCAGACCAGUUUGUGAAACUGCGAUUGAAUGCGGCAACUGAUCCUGUAGUAGGGAAUGCUUAAUCUAAAAGUAAUUGUUACUAGCUAGUAGUUUACUUGUUAGGUUCCUCAUAAAUGCUCUGGCCCCGCAUGAAAAUUAUUAUGAAUUUCCAAAUGCUCGCAAAUAUCGACAAACCGCAUUUGUGAGAGAAAGUUACAAACAAAAAAGUGUGCAAUCAACCCUAAUGGCCAAUAUAAUCAACGGUAUUAAUUAAAAAGUAAUCAGCCCUCUGAGCGUCUGAAUUCUAAUUGCCACGCUACGUUUCUUUGAAAAGAAUUAGUGAAGGAGUAAUGAUUUGAAAUAGUUUUGUUGAGGACCAAAUAUGUAAACUAGUACCGCAAUGAUCAAAUUUUUGACAUUAUCGAGAUCGACAGUUUACUUUAACAGUGUAAACAAUUUGCUGGCUUUUCAAACCAAAUGAGCUUCACCGAAAUUAAUUCUUUAGAUGAGAGUUAUCCAAUAAUUGUUUCAUCUGCCAAUCUAGACUAAAAAAACUGUCAUCAUGUAAAUCUGACCUUGUACUAUAUAUUUUCCUAGUUCUUGAAUUCAGAGUUAGCCAGCAAGUUGAGAUGUUGUUUGUGUGUUAAAUUGAAUAUGCAAAUAGAUAUUUUAGA
Molecule: messenger RNA, 1666 nt
Organism: Symsagittifera roscoffensis
Lineage: Eukaryota; Metazoa; Xenacoelomorpha; Acoela; Convolutidae
Product: ras-related protein Rab-18-like
Exons: 2
Coding region: 281-1075 (264 amino acids)
Molecular function (GO): GTPase activity; GTP binding
Source: RefSeq, a predicted model, not a curated record